AUGGCUGGGGUGGAACAGAACAUCACCAUCAAUCCUGAAAGCACCUCCACUGAGCUGGUUCUAAAUGUAGAAGUCACUCUUGGAAUGAAAAGUGGGAAGAAAAUGCAAAAACAUAAGAAGAAACCGCAGGAUGGUCUUGGGAAACAGAAUACAGACAUUUUACCUGCUGUGUGUGCUCUGCUGAAUUCCCAAGGAGGCAAGGUCAGGGCUCAUAUUAAAAAUCAAGACUAUAAUUACAACAAACACAGAAUAGGAGAAGAUUUGGAGACCUCUUUCAAGGCUAUUAUGCCACUUGCUCAGAACCACCUAGACUUCAAACAGGAAGGACGCUGCUUUGUCAUCUCUGUGAAAUCAUGCAGUCUGGAUAACUCUGGUUUGAAGCCUGCCACCAUUGCAACCAACUUGUACGUGAGAAACGGGGCCUCCUGUCCUCCAAUGGACUUGCAUACUGCUCUGCAAUUUUUCAAAGACCUGGAGAACCCUGGAUUAAGAUCUCCAAUAAAAACAAUGUUGUCUGACAAAAGGCCUGGGGAAGAUGUGCGAGAAGAACUCUGCAUCCCCGGACAAGAAGAGAUCCACGUGCAAGAAGAGCUGGAUGUGCAAGAGCUGGCUGCGGCUUUUUUUAACCAGGCAGAACUCACAGAAGAAAAAUUCUCCUUUAGCGAAUCCAAAAAUGUUGAAUAUAAAUCGUUCAAAACAAAAAAGCUGUUACAACGAGUUAAAGAUAUUCUCCCUAAAACUCUGUCUGCAUUUGCCAACACUGACGGGGGAUAUUUGUUCAUUGGUUUAGAUGAAAAAGAAAAGCAAAUCGUUGGUUUUGAAGCGGAGAAGAGAGAUCUUGUGUAUCUAGAGAGUGAAAUAGAGAAGUGCAUCCGACAGCUGCCUGUCAUUCACUUCUGUAAGAAGCAGGAGAAGAUAAAGUACACAUGCAAAUUCAUCCCCGUCCUCAGACAGGGAGCCGUGUGCUCAUAUGUGUGUGCGCUCAGAGUGGAGAGAUUCUGCUGUGCUGUGUUCGCUGCAGAGCCCGAGUCCUGGCACGUGGAAGACAGCUGUGUGAAGAGGUUUACCUCAGAGGAAUGGGUCAAGAUCUUAAUGUCUAGCAGGCCAGGGUCAGGAAGGGAGAUUAACAAUUUAGCUUGCGAAGUUGGAAGACUUUCUCUUGGGAAUUUGAGACAAGAUCAUUAG
This is a messenger RNA of Microtus ochrogaster (prairie vole), 1185 nucleotides long. Its product is annotated as schlafen family member 1-like. Lineage: Eukaryota; Metazoa; Chordata; Mammalia; Rodentia; Cricetidae. The record is from RefSeq and is a predicted model, not a curated record.